Messenger RNA from Lagenorhynchus albirostris (white-beaked dolphin), 3555 nucleotides. RefSeq names its product cytochrome P450 2E1. The coding region runs from base 2069 to 3346 and encodes 425 amino acids. Lineage: Eukaryota; Metazoa; Chordata; Mammalia; Artiodactyla; Delphinidae. Gene Ontology annotation, molecular function: iron ion binding; oxidoreductase activity, acting on paired donors, with incorporation or reduction of molecular oxygen, reduced flavin or flavoprotein as one donor, and incorporation of one atom of oxygen; heme binding. Gene Ontology annotation, biological process: xenobiotic metabolic process. The record is from RefSeq and is a predicted model, not a curated record. The transcript has 8 exons. Gene Ontology annotation, cellular component: cytoplasm; intracellular membrane-bounded organelle.
CUCCCCCCGCAGACCUUCCCGCCUCCCUGGGCCCUCAGUCUCCCCUGGGAGCUCUUUCCAGUCACAGUUUCAACUACUCGUGGGUGUUGGGGCUCCAUCCACCGAGGGCCCCUCACCUACGAUGGGCACCCCGCUUCUCCAUCGAGGGGGCCUCCCGAUGUCCUACCUGGGGCUGUUCUUAGACCAGGAAGGGGGUGUUGAGACUCCCCAGUGACCCCGUCUCCCCAGGCUCACCUCUUUCCUCUGCCCCUCCCCCCUCCAGUGUCUCCAGAGCCCCUGAGUCCCCCUCCGGCAGGCGGAGGAGGCCUUGGCGGGGCAGGGGUGGGGGGGGGGUCUAACUGGUCUUUAUCUGAGUGUUUUCCAGACUCCUGACUUCAGACUCCAUCUUCCGCGCCUCCCAGGAGGUCCUGGAGCCUGGGCGGGGGCGCCCCUCCCCCACCUCUGAGCUCUGAAAGCUCCCUGCCCCACCUGCUGUCCUCCAGCCUCACCUGCUUGGCCUUUGUCAUUUGCUCCCUGGUGUUUGAGAUCCAAAGCAGAUGAGAAGGAAACAGUGUCCCACCAACCCAGCAAAACUUGGAAGCCUCUAGCGCUUCCUGAGUCAACUUUGGUGAUGAGCCUCUAGAAAACUUUUAUUCAUUUUAUGUAGAAUUUUCAAACUGAUGUGCUUACAGUUGUAUACGGGCUCCUUGCCUUAUUUUUCCAGUCUGCAUUUCCGAGGUUAUAUCCUGCCACAACCAAUGGCGGUUGAUUGUCCCUCUUAGAUAUUGUGGGUGGGUUUGUUAUUGGGGGCGGCUCAAAGCAAAAUUAACCACCCUAAUCUUUGUCAUUAACACAAGAGGAGACUUACUGGAGCAGAGCCCCAGGAGAGCAGGAGUUCUGGGGCCAAAGAGCUCCAUCCUGGCUCUGGGGACCCUUUAUCUGCCAGCCCUGGUCCAAGUCAUGGGCCCCUGAGAGCAGUCAGGCAGGGGCCAGCAUCCACAUCCUGCAGGUGGGACACAAGGGGCUUGCCUGCCUCCUGCCUGAGGGCUCCAAAGUGCUGUUUUUGUAUGUCCCACACGGCCCAGGGCUGACCCUGAGCCUCAGCCAGGCCCUGGACCAGGGCUGCAUUUGGUCCCCAGGAAUAAUGACGUGAGCAUUGGUGAUUACCAAUAGUGUGGAGCAGCGGCUGCGUAUUAAAGUGCCGAGGGGGCCGCACCCAUCCUUUCAGUCAAUCUUCACAAAGCUCUGGGAGAGGAGAUUUGUUGCCCCAUUUCAGCCUGUUUGGAUCCCACAUGAUGGUGCGCCUCUGGGUUCUGUCUCUUCCUCUCUCCAUCUCUGUGUCUCUCUGACUCUGUCUCUUUCGCUCUCCAUCUCUGUCUCUGUCUUUCUAUCUCUGUAUCUCUGUCUCCCUCUGUCUCUUCUCACAUUUUUCUGUAUCUUCCACCUUUUCUUUCUACACAGUUCUUGCCAGAACAUUUUAAAAUUAACUGCUUCUCUGCCCCUCCCUCCUUAACCACCCCUUCUCCUUAUCACAUGCCGUUCAGGGUGGAGUGAGGUGGUCCCCCAGCGCCUCUCCUCCUGCCUUCCUUCUGGCUUCUCUGGUCCUCAGGACUAGGGGCACAGCCUCUGCUCUGUCCUCUGGCCUCCUCAGCACACGCUCCCUGGUCCCUGCCACCGCUUGCUUGUCUGCCCUGUGUCCUGGGUCAGUAACUUGGAAGGCUGGAGCUGCCCGAGGCCUGGCCGGGCUGAUGGCAUAGACACCCGCGAGUUUGGAGCGUCCCUCCCCUAGGUUCCCUCUUGGGCUGCUGUGCCACGUACCCAGCAUCCACUUGGCCCGUUAUGCAGUGUCCCACAGGAAUCGGCACCAGGAUACCUGAACACAGGACCCUGAACUCAGUGUCACCUGUGCUUUUAACCUGGUGAACGGCACCUGUAAAUGGGUCUUCUUGGUGCCCACACACCCAUCAGUAGUCAUGCUGUCCAUCCCCGGGCUUGACUCCAUGGCAGCCUCCUUGGGUCACAUCCCUAUCCUCCCACCCCUGCCUGUGUGCUUCCCCUGCAGACCGUCCAGGUGUCCCUUUGGGGUAGAAUGAAGCCCUCCUCCGCUGUACCUCUCAGGUCUGGCCAGACUUCCUUCUGGAAUGUCCGGGGCCAUGGCUUUCCUCAGGCCUCCACGUGCAGGAGGGAACCAGAUCAAGAUCUUCCCGGAUCUGGAGGGAUUAUUUUCAAUAAUGGACCGACCUGGCAGGACACCCGGCGGUUCUCCCUGACCACCCUCCGUGACUUCGGGAUGGGGAAACAGAGCAAUGAGCAGCGGAUCCAGAGGGAGGCCCAGCUCCUGCUGGGGGCGCUCCGGAAGACCCAUGGCCAGCCCUUCGACCCCACCUUUGUCAUCGGCUUCGCGCCCUACAACGUCAUCUCCGACAUCCUCUUCCACAGACGCGCUGACUACAACGACAGGACGGCCCUGAGGAUGCUGAGUCUGUUCAAUGAGAACUUCUACCUGCUCAGCACACCCUGGGUCCAGCUUUAUAAUAAUUUCUCAGGCUGUAUACGUUACCUGCCUGGAAGCCAUAGAAAACUAAUGAAAAAUGUGUCUGAAAUAAAAGAGUACGCUCUAGAAGGAGUGAAGGACCACCAGAGGUCGCUGGAGGCCAGCUGCCCCCGAGACUUCACUGACACCAUGCUGUUGGAAAUGGAGAAGGAAAAACACAGUACAGACCCUGUGUACACUUUGGACAACAUUGCUGUGACCGUGGCUGACCUGCUCUUUGCGGGGACAGAGACCACCAGCACCACCCUGAGAUACGGGCUCCUGAUUCUCAUGAAAUACCCGGAGGUCGAAGAGAAACUUCAUGAGGAAAUUGACAGGGUGAUUGGGCCAAGCCGAAUCCCUGCCAUCAAGGACAGGCUGGAUAUGCCCUACCUGGAUGCCGUGGUGCAUGAGAUUCAGCGAUUCAUCGACCUCAUUCCCUCCAACCUGUUCCACGAAGCAACCCGGGACACAGUGUUCAGAGGAUACGUCAUCCCCAAGGGCACAGUCAUAAUUCCGACACUGGACUCCCUCUUGUAUGACAGCCAAGAAUUCCCCGAACCAGAGAAGUUUAAGCCAGAGCACUUUCUGAAUGAAAAUGGAAAGUUCAAGUACAGUGACCAUUUCAAGCCAUUUUCCGCAGGAAAGCGGGUGUGUGUUGGAGAAGGCCUGGCUCGCAUGGAACUGUUCCUGUUCUUGGCCUCCAUCCUGCAGCACUUUAACUUGAAGUCGCCAGUGGACCCCAUGGAUAUCGACCUCAGCCCCAUCGCAGUUGGGUUUGCCAAGGUCCCCCCCCAUUACAGACUCUGUGUCAUUCCCCGCUCACAAGUGUGAGGCACACGUUCUCUGAAGCCCGCGGGUCCCUUGAUGCUGGCCUGGAGGCCUCCUGCUUCCCUGUGCCCCUCAGCAAGGCUAGCCAGGGCUCCACAGGGAACCACCUGGGCCAGAGAGGCUGCUUUCCAGGCCAAGCACAUUCUUCAGGUAGAAUUUGAAACAAAGUCCAUAAAAGAUUGUGUCAAACUAAUUAAAGUAAUUAAAGCAAA